AUGGCCAAAGGAGACAAACCUCCACGCUCCGAACCUCGGGUCCUCGACCCUCUCGAUGCAAAACUCCUCUCUCAACAAGCGUCCGCCGGAGAGAGAGCAGCCAAACGCGACGCAGCCAACGCUCGCCUUGCUGAAGAAUAUGCUUCGCUACGACUAGGAGCUACCCCGAGCUCUGCUACCGAGGGCCCAAGCCUGGCGCGGAGGUCGUGGAUCCCAUCCGCCCUUUCCAGUUUCUACAAAGGCCUCUCGCCCCGAACCAGACACCUCGCCAGCGGAGUCCUUCGCACGUCGAUAUACAUAGCGCCCCUGUUCCCUAUCUACUGGGCUUUCAAUGAAUACGUGAUGCACACACUAUGGGUGAAUGGUCCAUCGAUGACCCCCUACUUAAACGAGGACUGGCCAGAAAUGCAUACUCAGCGGGACCUGUUGUUGAUGAACAGUUCGCUGUGGACCGGGUUUCCGUGGAAUACCAAGGUCGCCAGACUGGAGCGAGGGAUGGUCGUAUCAUUCCAGUCCCCCGCCAAUCCUUCUAACGUUGCCGUUAAACGUAUUAUCGGGCUGCCGGGUGACCGGAUCACGACUCGCGGGCCUUCGCUCAAACCGUCGAUGAUCGUUCCGUUCAAUCACGUCUGGGUUGAGGGCGAUGCCGAAGACCCGAGCAAGUCGCUCGAUAGCAAUACCUAUGGACCAGUGAGUGUCAGUCUCAUUCAUGGACGAGCGGUCGCAAGGAUCUGGCCGCGAGCGCGAUGGCUCGACUGGCGAGAUUGGGAUGCAGAAAAGAGCAACGAUUCAGCAGCGGAGAAUUACCGGCAGAGCGUACGCGACCGUGUGCAGAAGGGAGCAGUUGAAAUUCAACGGCCGAUGCUGGCGGGCCAAUGGAGUUGA
Messenger RNA from Penicillium chermesinum, 885 nucleotides. RefSeq names its product putative mitochondrial inner membrane protease subunit Imp2. The transcript is spliced from 2 exons. NCBI's taxonomy places the organism in Eukaryota, Fungi, Ascomycota, Eurotiomycetes, Eurotiales, Aspergillaceae. Gene Ontology annotation, molecular function: serine-type endopeptidase activity. Gene Ontology annotation, biological process: mitochondrial respiratory chain complex assembly. The record is from RefSeq and is a predicted model, not a curated record. Gene Ontology annotation, cellular component: mitochondrial inner membrane peptidase complex; membrane. The coding region runs from base 1 to 885 and encodes 294 amino acids.